Ilyonectria robusta is the source of this 769-nucleotide messenger RNA. RefSeq lists its product as uncharacterized. Lineage: Eukaryota; Fungi; Ascomycota; Sordariomycetes; Hypocreales; Nectriaceae. The transcript has 2 exons. Bases 123 to 596 code for a protein of 157 amino acids. The record is from RefSeq and is a predicted model, not a curated record.
CUUGUCAAUUUCUCUACUAUACCGGAUUCGUUAUUGUGCUUCCCCGUGUGGUGUAUUACUACUCAUGUUGUAACUGAAAGAUUAUUAUAUUCUUAUCACACCUGUCAAGACAUUGCUGCACUAUGACCUUGACAAAAGUACCAAUGAUACCCUCUUCCGAAAUGAACGACCCUGGUAUUAUGCACCCAGUUGAGGAACUGUUCCUUGACAUCUCCAUUCAUGAAGUACUUACUCAGACAAUGGUAACAUUUGUCGAGCCAUGGAAGACCAUGUAUAUCGAUUCAAUUCGCGAGCAGCGGUACGGCGACGCCAUUUGGGCUCGUUACUGCAUAGAGGGAGGGGUAGAAAACGGUGUCAUCUUUGGUCAAGGCCCAAAUCCCGACAUUACGGUGCUUGAUCAAAUCAGGGAAGAUGCAACUGAGGCGAAGACGAAUGAACCGGGACUUUAUGCAGAGGCUCUAGGGCUCUACCGAAAGACUAGUAGUACGGACGGGCACCCAGAAGUCAUUAAGAUAAUUCUUGACACUGAUAGAAUGGAGCCCCAAGACAGAGAGGCCAGAGGCGAAGACAAGAAAGGAGAAGAUGGGGAGGUCUAGAUGAGCGGGGUAAGCCAGACCAGGAGGCCCGAAUCACUAGGAUGAUCUAGAUAUAUGACCUUGUGAGGAGGCAAAUUAUUGUAUGCACAACGGGCCGACUCAACUCAUAGCUUCAAAUACCUUGCUCUUGUUCUCUGCACGAGGAACAAAUACCCGUGCUAAGUCUCGAAAGC